AUGCAUGCUCAACUUGCUCUUAUUGUUGCAGUCGCAUCUGCCGUGACUGCUAUCACGUUCAACACUCCGUCUAAUGUCGUCAGCGGUCAACCAACGACGAUCUCCUGGACAUCUUCUUCGACGGACCCUUCAACGUUCUCCAUCGAGCUUGUCAAUGCCCCGCUACUCGGCAAUGAGAUUGCCAUUGCCAACAAUGUAGCGACAUCGUCGGGCACCACCACAGCUUCCAUCCCUGUCGUUCCGUCUGCCGAUAAUUACACAAUUAUCGCAGUUGACAUCAGUAACAUCAACAAUGUUUUUGGUACAAGUGGUGCUUUCGGUGUGACGCAGCCCGUCAGUUCGUCGGCCUCCAGCACCUCGAGCAGUGCGGUGAGCUCCGCUGCUUCAGGUAGCAGCACCGCCCCGGGGCUGUCCGCCGGUUCAUCAGCCGCAACGAGCGCCGCCUCAAGUGCAUCUAGCGCCGUCAACAGCCUUUCCUCGAACAUCGUGUCCGCUGCCAGCUCGGCCGCGUCAUCAGGCGCCUCGAGCGCAUCACAAUCCGCCGCCGCCGCAUCAUCGUCCAGCGCUAACUUCAACGCUGCAGUCGGUGUGCAUUCGAACAUGUACAUCGUUGGCUCGUGUGCUGUCGCGGCUGCUGGCGUCAUAGCUGUGCUCGCGGGCUUCGCUCUCUGA
Peniophora sp. CBMAI 1063 is the source of this 672-nucleotide messenger RNA. The record is from the annotation of a GenBank genome assembly. NCBI's taxonomy places the organism in Eukaryota, Fungi, Basidiomycota, Agaricomycetes, Russulales, Peniophoraceae.